Messenger RNA from Motacilla alba alba, 12634 nucleotides. It is a transcript of the gene ADPRHL1, whose product is annotated as ADP-ribosylhydrolase like 1. The transcript is spliced from 2 exons. Gene Ontology annotation, biological process: protein de-ADP-ribosylation. The coding region runs from base 1891 to 6573 and encodes 1560 amino acids. The record is from RefSeq and is a predicted model, not a curated record. Gene Ontology annotation, molecular function: magnesium ion binding; ADP-ribosylarginine-[protein] hydrolase activity. NCBI's taxonomy places the organism in Eukaryota, Metazoa, Chordata, Aves, Passeriformes, Motacillidae.
AAUACCAAGACUUUCUGAAAACAUUGCUUCUAGUUUAGGAUGCCUCUAGCACUCCUGUAAUAAAUUCAGCAAUAGAGAAGAGAGAAGAACAUAUUCUGCAUAAGGUAGGACUUUUUCUAGUACUUUGGCUUUUCUUCUUCCUUUAGGAAAAAAAUAAUCACUGACAAACAUUAAGGGGAUUAAUAACUUUUCCCACUUUACCUUCUAUCCAACCUGGGCAAGACCAAGUUUUGUUUCAGAGAUCAGUAAGAGAAUCUCAUUGAAAAAAAAGGACUGAACCUAUAAAGCACCAUUUCUGCAGCUGUUGGCGUGAGCAGUGCCUUGGUCAUCAUUUCACUGAACACACUCAAAAGGCCUACGCAUCGUUUUGAGUGGGCACAGCUGCUCCUGGUUGUCUUCCUUAUCUAGGGGCAGGUUGUUGGACCAAACGCCACACAGAGACAGGUAGGAAUGUCCAGGGAUGAGGGAGGCCAUGAGAUGCAGCACUUUGCACACUCCAGCUCAUGGCCAUUUCCCCAGACCCUAUCAACAGUAAGGCUGACCAAUCUCAUUGAUCUCCGACAGCUUUUGCAGGACAGUGUUUUUCAAUUUGUUUCUUGUUUUUUGAUGAGGCCUCCAUAGUGCUGUUUCCUUCUGCCCAUGCCACUGUCCCUGCAACAGCCAGUCCUUUGGGCUGCCAGAGUGCCUAAAAUGGUGAUCAGAUAUUUAACAUGAAAUUCAGGAUCAGGAGACAGGGCCUUCUCUUUUCCAUGCCAGAGACACUAAACCAGAAAAUCCUAAAACUGUUUGCUUUUAGCAAAUGCCAUGGGAUGCCACCACGCCCUGCUACUCAGCAGCAUCUGGACCCCUAACUGAAUGGAAAGGCUGGAGGGCACCGGUGCAGGAGGCAGCGGGCAGGUCUGGGAGAAAGUGCCAGCUCAGCUCUCCUCUGCCCAUGACACAGGAGUAUCCACUGCAGAGGUUUCUCUGGGACAGGCCGGCCAGCGGGAUAGGGUUGCACUGCUGCCCAUUAGCAUAUUAGGCUGUUACCACUCUGAUGCUGCCUGUGAUAAGUGUCCCCAAAGAACCUAUAAAUAAGUAACUAAGCAGCCUGUCUUAUGUGUCUUAAUUAUUUGUGGGGCAAGAGGACAGGAAAAUUUUGAAGGUGGUCUUGCCUCCUCUACAGGUCCAACUAGUCUGUCCUCCAGACACUGAAAACCAUGAAGCAGCAUAAACCAGCUUCCAUAACCAGCAGCACAUUGAGGCAUAUCCCAGUCAUUAAAAAGAGUGGAAACCAACGUCUCCAGGGGAAGAGAGGGGUGAGGGAGAUAAAGCACGUUAGGCCAUUUUGCAGGAUCCGUGACGAGCCCAAGUAUCUGCCGUAUCAUAUGGCAUAGCUCACAGUGCUGGGAAGUGAAUUCUGCUGGCAUGGGGUUCCCCUGCGCAUGGGGACUACCUGUCUGGAUACUCCCAAUGGAAUUAGAAUUGACUGUAGUUGAUAUAGAGUCAUAUCAACUACAGUUGAUAGAUGACAUAGUUUCAUUGAUAGAUGACAUAGCUUAAGAACAGCAGGAUGCAACUUGGGAAAAGACAGUAAGGAAAAAUUAGGGAUGAUGACUUAGCCUGUUGAGAAUGGCGGUCAUGCUCCCAAACAUGAGAAGUCUCUUACUUAGGCCUCCUUCCUUGAGGGGAAACCAUGGUGUUUCCCAAACACUAGGAUAAGGCAGACUCACCAUUUUCUGUGGUGGUCUCAGAAUUCAGUGUCAUUGUACCACUGCCCUGGCACAAAAUGCAUUUUAGAUUUACAUGGUCACGAUGGUCAUUUGCAGGUGACGUCUCCUUGGAAGAACUGCAGAUGCCCUAAAUAGGUGCCAUAGCUGUUUGUUCAUUUUCUGCUGCUGGCUGGUGAAUAUGGAUCAAACACUCAACCCAUGCAACAGGUCUUGCACCAAAAGCGCACACUUCUGUGGAGAUAAUAAGAUGCUUAUAGACCCUCUGGUGUUGAAGAAGAAGCUCAAUAGGAUGGCAACAGAGCAAGGAGCCUUUGCUGUUCUCAGCAGCCUGCUGCAAUACGUCACCGAGCUUGCAGCCGGCGAUCCGCAAAUCAGCAACAAGAGGACGAAAUGGGCAGAAGGUAAAGAAAACCAGGUGAGGUCUAACCAGCCAUGUCCAGAUCCAGUCAGGGUUCAGUAUCCAACCAGAUUUCAGCUCUUGCGGUCCAGGUUUCUAAACAGCAAUCGCGAGCCGUACACCAAGAAGAGAAGAGAAGUCGGCAAACUGGUCAUUAAAGAGAAGAUGUGGGUGAGCAGGGCUGGUAACAAGCUGGACAGAAGUAGAGACAGGAAGGGAGAUGGAAAAGCAGUGGACGAGGAUGCAGACACAGCACCCAGCGAGAGGGCAAGGUGGACUAGUGUGACUGGAAAAAACACAGUCAAGGAUAUCCUGAAGAAAUUUUUAGCUGCUGAAGAAAAAGAAGCCAAGGAGAAGUCUCCCAGCUGGAAAAAGAAGGGAGCAAACAGCAGUUUGCCAAAAAUAGUCAACAAGAAUUCAGUCUUGUCCAAAUUGAAGGAGAAGUUUGAACAAAGCACUUUCUGCUCAGCUGCAGAGGUGAAAGCAUCGCUCUUGCGCAAAGGUGAGAGAAAGACUAAAAACUUCCCCAGCAGAAAAGCUAUUCAUAAACCUGAGGUCAGAGUGCUGCGCAUGGCAGCAAUGACAGCAACAGGUAUAAAGAGUCCAGAGUCCCAAAAUUUAGUGUGCUCCAUGGCUCCAGUGCCUAGAUUCAGCAUGGCUACCAAAAUUAACCAUCCAUGGAGCUGGUCGAAAAAUAAUGCCACAAAGCAGCCUUUUGGUCAUGGCACACUACUGAAGGAAAAGGAGGGAUCCAACAGAGACCACAGAGAGAACAAAACCCUGGUAAAUGCAGCACAGGUCAGGGAGGACAAAGAAGAGUUACUGGAGGCACCAGAAGCCAUGUCAGAUGCAAAGGACUGUGCUGAGGGUAAAAUAGAUUCCACAAAACAGGGACCCAACUUUCAUCCUCUUCUAAAUAACUCUUCAACUACUCAUAAAAACAAAGCUCUUGCAGACUGCAUCCCCCCCUUACCUGAAUGUGGUCUAGAGUGUGACAGGACUAACAUGCCAGCUGGGCCUGACACAUCUUCACUAUUGGGAAUUACCAAUGCUCUGCAACAUGUUAAGGAAGACAGACCACCUUCUGACUCACCUGACUCUAGCGCAGCUGAAGGAUCCCAUGAACAAAGUCCUCAGGAUACUAAACAAGGAGAGAUUCCUGAAAUAUCUCUGUAUGUAUAUGGUUCAGAUGAAGAUGACAUAGAGCUCACAGAGCCAGAAAAAGAUCCUUUCUUUGCAGGCCAAGAAUGUGUACCAGAGCAGAAAGCACUGGAAAACAUACUGCCACUUUACUCUCCAAAAUUUUCAGCAUCUUGUGAAGGUGAGCCUUCAAUGGAUGAUCAACAGCUAACGGUCCUAAUAUCAGCUUCUGGCACAAAGCCACCAAUAGAGGCACUGGAUUUAAGAGGCAAAUAUUCUAAGGAAGCCAAAAAAGAAGCAGCAUUUCACAGUGAAGACAUCAUGUCUUCUACUUCAAGCAAAAAUGAUAGUGAUGUCCCAAAUAUAGAGGAGGAGGAAAAUAAGACACCCAACAGCCAAAUGCAAAAUGAAUUAAAAACCAUGCAGCCUCAGCCUCCUCAAAUGAAUUUUAGCUCACAAAAUAACUUUAAUGUUUCCAGUGGGGACAUGCAAGUACUAGACACAAAUCAGAACAAACCUACACUCUCCUCAAAUGAGAGCCUGGAGCCAAAGCCUGGUGCUGCAGCAGAAGAGGACACCUCUUCUCCUUUGGAAAAGACACAAAGCCCUUUGCCAGGUAACCUUGUGAAGCACAGUUCCUUUAUUUCAGAAGAAGAUUUUGGGAAGGACAAAUUAUCUUCAUCAAAUGAAGGGAUGAAUCAUGCAAACAAUCAAGCCCUGCAAAGGAGUUCCUUAACUGACCUGGAGACCUGCCACAAGCCAUCUGAAUCUGUCAUUGAGCAUGAAGAGGACACUGCAGAUGAGAUGCCCUGGCCUGACUCUGAGGCAUGGCAGUCACUCUUGUCAACCCCUUUACCAAUAUCGAUGAGCGGGAUUGCAGGACAAAGUAUCCAUCGCACUCUUGGAAAUCCUCCUGCACUUCCACCUCUUGACCUGGUGGGACAGGGAGCUGGUGCUGUGGAACAUGAGCAUGACAGCCAUGGCUGUGAGAAGCAUCCACACCCCUCUUCAGAUGAGUUGACAAAUGGUGGGAAUGACACAAUGGGGGAGAAGAAAACCAUGUGUGAUUUUAAGAACCAAGCACUAUUCCCAGAUCAUGCAACGGAAAAUGAAAACUCUACAGACAAAGAGACAAACACAUGUCAGAGACUUGAGAACUGUCUUUCACAUUCAACCACAAAGCCAGGAAAACAUGAAAAUAAAACCACACUAGCAGGAAAUCCCCUAUUACCCUUGGAGAAGAGCCAAACACCAAUAUUGGAUGAUACCAAAACGCAAGGAUGUGGUAUGCUAGAAGAGAACCCGAUACCUUCAUCAACUGAAUUGGUCUCAGACCAAAAGAAGGAUGGAAAAAGUAGAAAUAAAAUAUCUGAACACACAAGGGAUAAGCUCUUUUCCUCAGAUGAUGACACGAAGCAUGAAAUUGAUAGCAUGGAGACAGAGGAGAAAAAAGAGAGAAAUGCCUUGCAUAAAUUUGAGCAGGAACAAGUAUUCACACCAAAUGACACUAUGGACCAUGAUAAUAACUCUUCAGAGAAUGAUGCUCAUAGUCUUCAAACAUCCCAGUUACCUUCAUCAGAGCAUGAUACCAACAUUCAAGGAGUGAAAAAUACUGGAGAGGGUUUGGAGAAUCUAGCAUCUCCAAGAGAUUUUAUGGAACACAAACAGGAUGUGACAGGAGAUGAAAACAUCUAUUACAAUAAUAGGAAAAACCACCUGGACCCAUCAGAUGAGCCAAUGAAACAUACAAAUGACAGUGAAGGGCUACAAAAUGUCAAGUCAGACUUCAAAAAUUAUUCAAUGCCACCAAGACAUACAACAAGUCAGGACAAUAAGAUGGCUGAUGAGGACAAUACCUCUCUAGAGACACAGAAACAGAUGUCACCAGGUGACCUUGUAAAGCCUGAAACUAAGCCAGACAAAAAAGAGACUAAACAUAUCUAUGAGAAGUUCCAGUCACCUUCUUCAAACAAAGUGCCAAAUUGUCAAGACAGAAGUUCUUCAGGAGAGAGGAAGCAAAAGACACCAGCAGCAGAAGACACUGGAUCACCUGAAACAGAGGUAGUAAAAGAGGAUAUUGAGCAGCAGUUUCCUGGGAAGCACCAGCUACCUCCACCAAGAAAAUCAGAAAUGCAUGAGGAAAAUAAUCCAGGAGACAAACAGCAAAAGAGAUUUGAAGAUUUCCUGACACCUGAUACAAAUACUGCCAAAGAGAAGGAUGAACUUCCAAGUUCCAGGAAGUGUCCAUCAGUACCACCAGAAGCGUUGGUUAAGCCUCAAGAAAAAAUUACUCCAGAACAAAAGCAAACAACAUCAGAAUCUUCAGGUUUUAGGAAGCCUGGUACUAAUUCUGUAAAAGAAAAGGAUGAAGAUCCAAAUUCUGAGAAGCUGCCUUCUUCAAACAAAGUGCUGAAGCCUCAAGAAAAAAGUGCUUCAGGAGAGAGGAAUCAAAAGACAGCAGCAGGAGAGGACAGCAGGCUGCCUGAAGAAAAGGUUAUAAAAGAGAAAGAGAAAGAUAAAUACCAAACUUCUGGUAACCACCCGUUACCUCCUUCAAGUAAAUUAUUGAAACCUGAGAAAAAUAUUCCAGGAGGAGAAAAACCAGAAACUGUAUCUGAAAGUUUUACAAAGCCUGAUGCAAAUGCUGUAAAAGAUAAAAGCAAAGAUCCAGCUUCUGGGAUGUGCCAGUCCUCACACUCAAAUUUGCCCAUGAAGUCUCAAGAAAAUAAUGCCACAGUUAAAAAGGAGCAUUUGCCACCACCACAUGAUGAAAAACCAAUGUAUAAAACUGGUAGUCCAGAAAAGAAGAGAGAACCUGAGAGAAGAGAGAAAUACCAGCUAGGCUCUUCAGCUCAGUCAGAGAGGCGCAGCAAUGAUGGCUCAGGAGAGGAGGGCCCUGUGGGUGAUUUCAGAAGCUAUCAAGCUCCAUCACCAAGCAGUGGCAUAAACUGUAAAAGCAGCGAUGUCCCAAAAGAGACCAGUUUGUCUAAAACAGAGAAAUCCCCCAAAUCAUUCUCAUCAUUACAUGUUGCAUCAAAAGAUGAGGUAAAUCCUGCUGGAAACAGAGAAAAGCAGCCAGGAUUUAAGAAGUACAAAGCGCUCUCGUCAAAGACUUUGGUGAGGCAUGAGAAAGAUGCUGCUGAAAGGGAGGGGAGUGGACAGGCAGCUGGAAAAACGAGUGAGAAAAAGGCAAAGCUGGAGGACUGCUCUAAAGCAACGCCAUUUUCAAAAUAUACAGUGGAAAGCUACAGUGAAGGAUCCUUGGAUUCAGCUUUCAAACCAUUGAUCAUUAGAGUAACUGACACAUUUAAACAUCACAGCUAAAAAUUACGGCUACAGCUUAGGCAAGAACUUACAACAGAUCAUGCUACCAAUUCACUUGAUCUUUCUUUUCUCCUUUUUUCUCCAGGGCAUUAUAUUAUCAUUUUUUAAUCACAAGGACAUUGAUGUACAUCUAUCAGAGCUAGGGUUUUUUUCUUUCUUAAACAUUAGCCUGAAGACAUGAAUUAAAUUAAUCACUGCAAGUGAAUUAGCUAAUCACUGAAUUAAUCAUCAGUUUAUAAAUUAAAUAUGAGAAGGGCUUUGAGAUCAGCGUGAAUUCAGCCCUGCUUCAAAUUCUCCUUGCUAACUAAUGGGCUUUGUUUGUAACAAAGACAACUGUUCAGGCUGAACUCUAUUUGUAUUUACUUGUCCUAAUGAAACUCUGCUAGUACUUCUUCCAGGAAUAGUGGUAGGCAGUGUAGCUUUAAUUAUGUCAAAAAGCACUUGUUCUAAGCUCUGCCUUUUCACAGAUUAGCAGGAACUGUUGAUCUAGUGCUGCACUGAGUGACACUCUUAGCAGAUGUAGUCAGGGAAGGAGGGGAAUGCUUCAUUUAUCUUCAGAAAAAUCCUCAAAGGACAUUGAUGUUACAAGGGGAUUUACUGCAGAUGCAAAUAGUCAGCCUCAUUAAUAUUAAUAUUGGAAAAAUUGUGAUUUAACCUCCUCUGAAGCUAUUUGCACUUUGGCCAUACACACUGUAUGCAUUAUUGUUGUAAAGGUACACCAUUUCAAGGGGUUCUUAAUUACUGCAAAUGAAUAUGCAACAAGUGUAAGAGCUCAAAAAAGCUCAACGCUGAAAGGCCAUGAAGACAAGGUAAGCCAGAGGGGCUCAACACUUUGACAUAGCAAUUCAGCUUUUCCUGGGACAUCUGUCCCACUCUAAAUGCUGGGGCACGCAGACAUGAGGCAGGUGCCUCAGCUCACAUUUAAAGUCUUAGGAAGUUUUUAUUUUACAAUGCAAUGUGAAUCAGAGCAGUAAAAAGCAGCCAGUGUCACUGAAUCCCAAAAACGGGGUAAAUUUUUGUGUUUACAAUAAUAGCAUCUUCUGCAAAAGGUUUGUGUGUGAUGAAGGUUGUUUUGGAGAAGUGAGGGCAGGGUUGCUGCCUGGAGUGUCUCAGUAAAGCUGUGACAGACAGAACGUCUCACAGCGUUCCCAUACAGUUUAGCUUAGCAUUGUAACUGCAUAUUCAUAUUAAAACUUACUGUGGAGGAACCCCAAAGGCAUAUCCUAAGGACUGAACUUCAGCAGGACAGAGGGUUCAUACAAACAGGGCCCUGCUUCCUUGUGGCAGUGAAUUGCCUUCCAUUUUUAUGAUGCUCUCCGUGACCACACUCUGCAGCCGAGGGCUGGCUGUUCCUUAAGCACAGGUUGGCAGAAUGCCCCACCUGCUGCCAUCAAGAGACUGAGGGCAAGAACAGGCUGGCAGCAAGCUGAGAUCAAACCCAUUUGCCAGCACAAUAUACAUGAGUCACAUACAUGACAACUGGGCUGGCCCAGUUGGGGACAUUGCUGGUAGGAGGUGGGAAUGUGAACACUGUGUCUCCUGACUGCUGAAGAGGCUUAAACUUUGACUUCUUUUUCCUUCCCAGUUUGCCAGGAAUUAGGCUUUCUGGCAUGUAGCGGGUCACAAAAUGAAAAUUUUAUUUAUGCAUCACACCAGUCCUCAAAAACUAAAAUAGAUUUUAUUGGAAAUACAACACUGCCCUUACACACACAGUUUACUUCGCCCACCAAACUUUCAUAAGCUGGCAACCAUAAAGGCCACUUUAUACUAAACCAAAAGCAUAAUUUACUUUUUAUUGUCCAUUAUUUCAUUUCACAUUUCAGAAAAGUCCUUAAAGCAUAGAGCAUUUGCACUAGACUUGAAGAAUAAAUUCUCUAUUAGCUGGCUUCUUCUGCCUGUACAGGAAAAUCACAGGAUCGUAGAAUUGUUGUGGUUGGGAAAGAUUUCUAAGACUGUUGUGUCCACCCAUUACCCAGCACUGCCAAGUCCACCACUAAACCAUGUCCCUAAGCAUCACAUCCACAUAUUUUUUUAACACUUCCAGGGAUGGUGGCUCCACUAUUUCUCUGGGCAGCCUGUGCCAAUGCUGACACUCAUUUGAGUGAAGAAAGUUUUCCUAAUAUCCAAUCUAAACCUCCCCCAGCACAACUUGAGACCACUCGAGUUUUGAGUGGACUUGUCUAUUGCUUGUUACCCGGGAGAAGAGACCAACACAAACCUCACUGCAACCUCCUUCCAAGUAGUUGUAUUUCCUUUCAAGUAGUUGGAGAGAGUGAUGAGGUCCCUCCUCAGUUUCCUUUUCUCCAGGCUAAACACCCACAGCAGGUCCUCAUCAGACUUGUGCUCCAGACCCUUCACCAGCUCCACUGCUGUUCUCUGGACAUGCUUCAGCCCCACAAUGUCCUUCUUGCAUCAAGAAGCUCAAAACUGAACACAGGAUUUGAGGUGUGGUCUCACUAGGGCUGAGUACAAGGUGACAAUCACUUCCCUUAUCCUGCUUGCCACACUAUUGCUGAUACAGACCCAGAUGCCAUUGGCCUUCUUGGCCACCUGGGCACACACUGGCUCAUGUUGACCCCUAAGUCCUUUUCUUCCAAGCAGAUUUCCAGCCUCUCUGUCCUCAUCCAGAUCAUUGAUAAAGGACUGGACCCAGUACUGAGUCCUGAGGAACAUCACAGGUGACCAGACAACGGAUGGAUGCAACUCCAUUCACCCUCACCCUCUGGGCCUGGCCAUCCAUCUGGUUUUUUAUCCAGCAAACAGUUCACCCUUCCCAGCCACGAGCAGCCAGUUCCUCCAGGUCAAUGCUGUGGAGCACUGCAUCAAAGGCUUUUCUAAGGUCUAGUUAGACAACAUACUCAGCCUGUCCCUUAUCCACUAGACAGGUCACCUUCUCAUAGAGAGAGUUUUAAUUAAUCUAAUUAGAAUUUAAUUAUUCUAAUUAGAAGCCAUCUCAAUUAUUCUUUUGCUAACAUUUUAAAAGAAAUUGGGGGGGAUGUUGCCCCUUAUUCACACCUAGAAAUAUCACUACUCUGUAACAAAUUGAAGGAGUUCUUGUCUCUGCCAGAAAGUCAGACAAAUAUUAAAUAGGUGCUUCCCAGCAGAGCUUGUCCUUGGGCACCAGGAAGCCCGUAGGUCUUUCAUUUUACACCUGCCUUGUUUGCUUUUCUCAACAGAGAUGCAAUACUAGCAGACUAAGAUGCAGCAUCCUGUGUUCAGGGUAAGCCAGGCAGAGUCAUCUUGUUGGGGGUCAACUUUUAGGCUGUUGCAUGCCUUAAUCUCUGCUGGUAAAAUAAAACAUCCAUCCAAUUCAAAUGACCCUGCCCAAAGUACACUUAGAACCUGACACAAAUUUGCAUGAAAUGCAUGCUUAUGGGUAAAGCCUCACGUAAGGAAUCAUCCUGGGAGUUAGCACACUUAAUGCUUCAGGAAAGAAGAGAGCAAGGCCAUAAAAAUUCCAGUCAUGAUGGAGCAGUAGAAGACUGGUGUGCCUUGCAGCAAACAAGUCACUCCAGACCGUGUGGGCAGGAAAUUUAGCACUGGUGAUAAGCAAAGAAAUGCCAGAAAUUAUUAUUUCAGAAAGAAAGAGAGUUUGAGGAGUGAUAUAUUAAUCUAUGCAAAUGGUGCCAGGUGUGCAAAUGGCCAGGCUUGAACUCUGAUGAGACCCUUUCUGACGCAACAGAAAACAGUUUCAUUCUCAGUGUCCAGUAGUCCUUCACAAAUUUUUUACCUCCAGGAGCAGAGGCCUUCUGCCCCUGCUAUCCUUUAGGCACAUCUCCCACUCCAUCACAGGAAAGGCAGUGAACAGAGCCCUCCCAGCUGCUGUUUCAAUUUGUCUGACCUAAUAACAGAUACUUUUGAGGCAUGUGCCAGCACAUCUUUUUGCUUUUGGGGUUCUGGACAAUGGGUGUAAUUCUGUGCAGUUCUGUUCCUUUUCCAUACUACAGCCCUCUGUUUUACUAAUAUACAGUUCUAAAGGCAAGCAUCUCUCAAGGUCACUGGAGGAAUUAGAUCCUUAGCCUAGACUAAAUGUAGCAGGAAUUUUUUUUAGUAAUGAUUCCAUACAGCCCUGGCUUAGCUAUAGACACAGAUACACAAUCACAACCAGGCCAGGAGCAGGGAAUAGAAAAAACCCCAAAGCCCAAGUAGACAAGGUUUUUCCAGGUUCCCCCUCUAUGAAGACAUAUUUUGAAAUUUCAUAUCCUUAUGGAAUUAGACUCUCAUGGAAAGAGAUUUUAAGGACACGGGGCAAAAUUAAUGACAAUAUUAUUGCCUCAAGCAUAGUCCAUUGCUUUGGAGUCUCCAAAGUGAAGCUUUCCAGAAGUUUUUGAAACACUGAAUAAAAGAGGCAUUUAAGGGGAGUCCAGACUCUGAGCUGGAGCUGGGGUACCUGAAGGGUCCCAUCUGUAGAAGCAGGUCUGAGGGGGGCUCAGUAGUUAGUGGUGCCUAGAGAUUGAAGCAACAGAGAAGCCAGGCAGGAUCCCAGUACCAGCCAUGAGUAAAAGUCCUUCAGACUUUUUAUGGCCUCUCUAAUUUGCCCAUAGUCAAAUCUCCCCUAGCCCUUCUUCUUGGCGGGUCACCUGCCAGAUGGGCUUAGUAAUACAGAAAUCCCAAAAGGAUUGGUUUGGGGUGGUUUAGAUAGUCAAGUUUGGACCUGGCACAUCAGUAUGAUAGUACAGUCCCCUUCUCAGUGCUGGACAAAUGCCCACCAGCUCCAGCAGCCCCACUCAUCCUCCCACAUUUCUGACUGAAGGACAAACCCUUGCCUUUGGGGCCCUCUCCAGGUCCCCAAACUCAGAACAAGUUCAUCUGCCCUCUGGAUGUGCCUCUCCCUCCCUCCAUCUCCUGCAGCGAUGCAGUCCUUGAUUAGAGCACUUGGGGCUGACUGGGACAAACCCAGGCCCCAGAAUCCUGGGUUUGCAAAGAGUCCAUCACUGUCUCCAAAAAUUUCAUGAAGUGAAAGUGAUGCCUAUAUUUGUGGGGCUUCAGGUGCUAGGAGAGCUCAGAUGGCCACAGGAGAGCUCCCUCUCUCCCCAGUUCAGAAAGGGCUGCUCAGCCACGCUGGAUGACUAUUGUCUCUAUAUAUGUAUAACAAAGAGCUCCUCAUUGAUUUUUUUUUUAAUUUUUCAAAUUUAAAAAGGACACAUAAAGCAUAGCUAUUCCCAGCAAAAGAAGCCCAAACCCUGUGAAGGUUUACCCCAUGGAAGAACAGAGACCAGUGCUGUAUCGUAAGACACAACUGGUCCACUGCAGUGUCAGGAAAUGUGUCACUGCUUUUACCCAGACAUCAAAACCAGGAAGAAACAGUUGUCCUGGAAGUGCUGUCUGAUUCCAAAUUGUUCAAAUGAAAUGAAAAAAAAUGAAUGAGUGCACACUUUUGGCUAUGAACUGUAUAACUUAGUAAUUGAUCAGCAUCUUCAGUUGGAUAACAUUUAACACAUCACACACGACAAAAAAAGAUAGAGACCAAAGCUUAAGUAACCAUUUGACUCAGGUUUCCCCCUUUGUACUAUUUUGGAUGUCAACGGAGCUGAUAAAAGAAGAAAACACUAAAGAUAACAGCAGAGACCUCAUAUCCCAGCACUGUCCAGCAUCUGUCCCAGGCACAAGAUGCUGCAGAUGAAAUCCGGGCUGCUGACAGUAGAAAUGCCCCACCUAAUGGCUGAAUUUGUAAAGCAGGAUGCAGGCAAGCAGUGGCGAAAGCAGAUGAAAAAUAGUGCCAGGAAUAGUAGGAAAAUUUAGAGAAACAUUUCUUCUCUUAUUCCUGUGCCACUAUGGACACCAUCCAAAAGAAGUUUGUCUGGUUAAUCAGAGAAACCUGAGAAGUAACUGCUGGGAUCCUUACAGAUUUUGAGGCAGGGGGUUUCUCUGGAACACUAAAGUAAAUCUCUCUCACCUGAGAAGGGAGCACAGGGAUGUGUAUUAUCAGCAAAACAGUUUCAACUAUUGCACUCACUAUGUGGUUUCCAAAACGUAUUAGGUCCUGUGAGCUUUAUUUCUCCUUUUCAUUUCCAUAAACAUCUUUCUAUAGAAUUGAAACAUUUUUCACUCCUUCACGAGA